GUAUUUUCGGACACACUCUGUUCAAUCUCCUCUGCUUUCAUGUUGUGCGCGCUUGACGAAAAGGUCGACACAGUUGGUUGCUGAACGAAGGACAGAAACUGCAUGUCAAUGUUCCUGAUGAAUUUGGUUUUUCUAACUGACCAUUGGAACUUUUCUGACAGUCUGUGCGGUAAAAUCUGCACGAGAGUUGGAAUCCCCUGAUAUCGGAGACCCUGCCAUUGUGUCAUUUUUUGAUGUUGUCAGAGAUCCAUACACGGAUGGAUUGCUACUCCACUUAUCGAUUCUGGGAAAAAGCCACGUCCAUGUCUGGUGACACAACCCCUGAAACCGUGUUCCAUGCUGAUGAUGCAUUACAGCCAGAUCCUCUUGUAGACUUCCUAUAGUCGAGUCUCUUGCUAAAAUUCUCAUAGACCCUUGCUAAAGCCUGCUUUGAGAUCUCCUACAGUUGGGACCAUAAGCACAUGUCUAGGAUCAGCUUUUCCUCCCCCAAUUAUAAUCUCAAUCAUUAAUGAAGGAAAAUUUCACAACUGACCUUAAAUCAGCUUCAAGGGACACUGUCAUCCUCCUAUUGGGAGUGGUGUGUCUCAUUGAUGUCACAAUAUAGAAGACUCCCUGGCCUGCCUUCAGAGCUCCCGCAGUCGCCAAUGGCUGCGUCUCCACUCCCAGAGCGUGACUCUGUGACCCUUCUGAAGCUGCAGGAAGUGGAUCCCAGCCGUGUUGGCCGCAGUGGCCGCAUCCUCUCGCCCAUCUUCAGCGCCCCGUCCCCGGCGCUGCCCAUGGAGGCCCACCCCAUCUGCAUCCCCUCGCCAUACACUGACAUCGGGCACGACUUCAACCCCUUGUCCUUCUACAGCCCCACUCUGCUGAGCUACGCUGGGCCCGCGCUCUCUGACUGCCCAUCCACCCACCAGUCCCUCAGUCCCUCCCUCUUCUGGCCCCCCCAAGCUCACAUGGGGCCUCCAUUGUCUCUGCACCAUCGGCCACAAUCUCGCCCACAGCAAGGCCAGCCAACCCGAGUGUCCUGGGCGGAGCCCCACACCCUAUCUGAGAGCAGCAAGCCUCUGAGGAAGCGCUCACAGGAGGGUGAGGAGACGGUCAUCUCGCUGGAAGGGAAGGCUGAACUGCACUUCUGUGCCGUGUGUCACGACUACGCGUCGGGCUACCACUACGGGGUGUGGUCCUGCGAGGGCUGCAAGGCUUUCUUCAAGAGGAGCAUCCAAGGUCACAAUGACUACAUCUGCCCGGCGACCAACCAGUGCACUAUCGAUAAGAACCGCCGCAAGAGCUGCCAGGCGUGCCGCCUCCGCAAGUGCUACGAAGUGGGCAUGACAAAGUGUGGCAUGCGUCGCGACCGCAGCAGCUACCGGGGUCAUCAACCGAGGCGCGUGGGUCGCUUCUUCACCCGGGGCACUGCUAGCGGGCCCAAGCGGGUCCUAGCUGAGGGGGGCGAGCCAAUCAAGGAACUCUGCCCCACAGUAUUAACCCCGGAGCAGCUGAUUGGCCGGAUCAUGGAGGCAGAGCCACCGGAGAUCUUCCUCCAGAAGGACAUGAGGAGGCCCCUGACGGAAGCCAACGUCAUGAUGUCACUCACCAACCUGGCCGACAAGGAGCUGGUCCACAUGAUCAGCUGGGCCAAGAAGAUCCCAGGAUUUGUGGACCUGUGCCUGUUCGACCAGGUGCACCUGUUGGAGUGCUGCUGGUUGGAGGUGCUGAUGCUAGGGCUCAUGUGGAGGUCUGUGGACCACCCUGGUAGGCUCAUUUUUUCCCCCGACCUCAGCCUGAACAGGGAAGAGGGGAGCUGUGUGCAGGGUUUCGUGGAUAUCUUUGACAUGCUGCUAGCUGCCACCUCCAGGUUCAGAGAGCUCAAGCUGCAGAGGGAGGAGUACGUCUGCCUCAAGGCCAUGAUCCUCCUCAACUCCAACAUGUGCCUGAGCUCCUCGGAGGGGAGCGAAGAGCUGCAGAGUCGCUCGAAGCUCCUGCGCUUGCUGGAUGCCGUAACAGACGCACUGGUGUGGGCCAUCGCAAAGACAGGCCUCAGCUUUCAGCAGCAGUCUGCGCGCCUCGCCCACCUGCUGAUGCUGCUGUCACACAUCCGCCACGUCAGUAACAAGGGCAUGGACCACCUGCACUGCAUGAAGAUGAAGAACGUGGUGCCCCUGUACGACCUGCUGCUGGAGAUGCUGGAUGCCCACAUCAUGCACAGCCCACGGCUGCCCCAUCAAGCCAACUCAGCGGGCCCCUGUCCAGAGGUGAGACCCCCGCAGCCCACCACCUCAGCAGCUGCCCCGGCCAGACAUGGACCCCCAGCAGCAGAAGCGAGCCUCAACAGCAGGAGCAAUUGGACUGCAGGGACCCCAGUAGAAAGACAGUGGUGAAAAGGGAUCUCUAGCAGCAAAAAGGACAAUGGAGAGAAUGUGACUGGGACCCUUGUGGACGGCUACUUCUUGGAACGGCUUUUAACACCACUCUGAAACAGAGGAACUGGAACGAGUAUAAGGGUUUUUCAGAUCGUGCCUGGGAGGGGCUGCAUCCCAAUGCUGUCCAAUGAAAUCUCCUUUCAGGCAUUAGCACUGUUCUUGACUUUUCUCGGAGGUCGCAAACAUAAAAAAUAUAACAAUAUUUAAUGUCCCUGCUAAAGCUGCCUUUUGGUUUAUGAUCAGGUUUGAAUGGAGCCUAGCUGGGGCGACCCACGUGACCACCCAGCGAGGACAAGUUGUGACUGACUGGUCUGGAAAGGAGGCAGUUUGUUAAUGCAACAUUUGCUCAGAAAUUGAGCAGACUCAUCAAUUUAGUUUUAUGAAAUGUUUUUUCCCCCACAGGGGCUUGAGACCUCUCAUUGUUUGAAUUUGAAAAUCCAACAGUUGUAAUGGAAGGGAGUGGCGCUCGUGUGUUUUGAGUGAGAACCAACCAGAAAAAGCACAGCCCUUCAUUAUCAACGCAUCGUGCUGACAACAUCAAAACAGCCUUUCCAGACUCUGAAGUCAGGAGACUUCAAGUUCGGUAUCAGCCAUACUAGUUUGAAAGUAGAAUCUAUGAGAAAGUCUGAAAUGAAACAUCAGUGGAUGAGUGGCAAUGAAGGAAAGGAGAUGAGAGGAAGGCAGUUAGGAGUAGCCUACAGGGACACAGAGAAGCCCAAGAAAAGGCACUUUCAACAGUCAUCAUGGACACUCCCCUCUUCUUUUGUACUGUCUGAGGGCGACAGGUAGCCUAGUCAUUACAGCGUUGAGCCAAUAACCUGAGCCGACAACGUGCAAAAUCUGUCGAUGUGCCCUUAACCCCAAUUUGCUCCAGGGGCGCCAUACUACAAUGGCUGACCCUGUAAAACAACCCAUAUUUGCUGCACCUGUCUGGUGUGUGACGUGUUGUUUAUUUUUUUUACUGUCAAUGGGAUAAUCUGUAUAAAUAAAGCAUCAAUAUAAAUAAAUAUAACUUUGAGUGACAAUCAAAAUAUAGAUGGCCAUUUGCACUGGUUCAAAUAGUUUAACUGUCAUGGAAGAAAGAAAAACACAUUUUAAAACUAUAUACUUCACCUCAAGAUCUUAUUCCUUUGCUUUACCCUUAGGUUUUUGUUCCACCAUCUGUAUAGCUUCAAACUUUGCAUACAGUACGCAAAUUAGGCACAUGUCCUAAUAAACAAAUAUAUGUCCAGCUGAAAAGGUGGAGGUGAAGGGUCAUGCUACUGUCAUUCCACUCUAGAACACAUUCCCUUAAAGGUGGACUCCACAAUAAUAAUAUCAUCAUACACAGUGGGACAAAGUCCUGUUUGAAUCAACAAUAAAAUCUAAAUGACACUAUUUUGUCUCCUCAAAUAAAGAUGCAAAUUAAGACGGAAGAUAAUAAUAAUAAUAAUAUAUGCCAUUUAGCAGACGCUUUUAUCCAAAGCGACUUACAGUCAUGUGUGCAUACAUUCUACGUAUGGGUGGUCCCGGGGAUCGAACCCACUACCCUGGCGUUACAAGCGCCAUGCUCUACCAACUGAGCUACAGAAGGACCACAAAGAUUUUUUAAUUCCUUCGCAAAAAGUGCCUAUUGGUCCAAUCCCAUCUUCAGUAAUGGGAGUGUGACUCAAAACAUUCAUACAAAUUCAUUUGGGACUUACUUGAAUGUCAGUUUUACAUCCGCAUGUCUCUAGCUAAAAUUCAGCCCUUCAUACUUGGGCAAUGUGAUCGAAUUCUGACCACAAUGUUGUUUCUGUGUUUAUUCCUCCCGGGAAGAAAGCAUGGUGAAAUGAAGAGAUACAAUAAUUGUAAUAUUGUAAUAAGACUCACGCCUUUCAAAGAGCACAGUGCAACGCUGUUAUGUUUAUGUACCACUUUAUUUAUGACUGGCCCAAUAAGGCCCAGUACAAGUUAAAUUCCCGGUUUAAAACACGGUGUCAUCUUGACAGUUUUGGAGGGAGGGUCUUAGGCGUGCGAACCCGAAGUAGAAAAUACAUUUAUUUGUGUGUUUUGUUUUAGACCUGUUGUACUUUGUGUAGUUGCUACUGGAGACCAAGAAAGUGUUUAGAUUGUGCCUUCUACAUAGCGACCAGCUUGUCUUAAACGCACACAUCAGCUGUCCUGACUGUUUAUUAUAUCUGUUAUGUCUUUGUGAUAACAGUAUUAUGUAGCGGCGAUUAUGACUGGUUCAAGUAAGGUGUUGCCUAUAACAUAACCCACCUGCUAACUGGGCCUUUCCAUCCAUUCAUCAGCUUUGUGUUGUCCUCACACCUGACAAUAUUUAGGCCAGGAUUCAACCCGAGUCAUGUUAGCUCUGUCGACAAUGCAGCUUUUAAAGGCAAUAUUCCUACAUUUGUGUUCACGGUAAACACUCUACAACAUGCAUUGGAUUGAAUCCAGGCCUUAGAAUGCCAAUGAUACAUUCAACUAAUGUGAGGUCCUAAAGAUACACACAAUAGGAUCACAAUCAAAACAACUGAAUAUUAGGAAUGUGUUCCUAAUGUUUGGUAUACUCAGUGUAUAUAGAGCAUGUCUGCAUUCCUGAUUUCUGUUACCGUUAGUUUAUCUGCAUAAUAUUGACUUAAGCUCAGAACCACUUGUUUUGCAAACAUGGUCCUGUUUUAUAUAUUGCUGUGCUGAUCAAUGGACAGUUCAUGACCUCUGUCAAAUGAAUAUGUAGCUUAAAAUUGUGUUUAUUUCAUUUUGCAAUAAAGAUGGUGACGCUACAAUAAUGCACAUUUAAAUUAGGCCUAUAUCCAAAAACACAUAUGGCCUAAUGAUAUAUUUUCGGCUUCAGACGAACGUCUAGUUCUCACAUAGUUUUUUGGGGGGAAUUAAAGCCUUUUCAAAGCCUUAAUAAUCAACUAUGUCGCAGUCUGCUUUUGCCAAGCUUGUAGUAAUAGAAAAGCAGAGUGCUAGCUUUAUUUCCUGUGCUAAUUUAGCCAAUUCCCUUUCAGUAGCGCUAUAUUACCUACCUAGGCUAUAUUUACUCAGGUCGAAGGAAGCAUAUUAUUUACUUUUGAUGACCAGACAGCCAUAGCUGCAUCCCACACUUUUAAUUUGUAAUCUCUCAUUUUGGGGAGAUUUCUAGCAUCAAUAACAAAGUACAGUAUAGGACCUCUUGAGAUAUGAACUCUUCGGGAAUGGAGGUUGUUCAGAAUGCUGACGUAUUCUUUACUUUGAAAUUGAUUUAACGCAUCAAACCUUUGUAAACAAUAUGAUUUACUUAUUAAUAUGCAUUUUCUAACCAUUUAGUAAAAAAACAUUUACGUUUCUGUAAUCUACAGACUCAGGCGCAUGAGCAACAUUUACGUUUUCUUUGCAAUUAAUAAUACAUUUCCCGGUUCCAUAUUUCCCGUUUGAUCGGUCAGUCCGUAACUCGAGGUUCUACACUUUAACAUGAGAUCUAAAAUAGUAUGCGGAUGCUAAUUGCUAUCUCUGGGUCCAUUUCGUCUGUCAUUUAGAAAAAUGGUUAACUAAGGCCUAGAUUCAAUCAGUUCAGAGUUAACCCGUGAUAACCGACAACUGCAUUUUAUAUCAUUUAUUUUGUUUGGGCAGUGUCAUUUCUACAUAGCCUACACGUUCUCAUUCUGAACUUCUAACACGGGUGGGAUUUAAGGAUGGGUUUGGUUUCGUGACAAUGACCACAAGAGUGGGUGCUCACCGAUUUGACAGCUCCAACGCAGUUACCCCAGACCUCGUCCAAACAAAAGCAAUAUGCUAUACAGUUGUCGUUUAUCGUGGGUUAAUGCAGAUCUGAUCUGAGUCUAGGGCCAUAGCUCACAUCAGCUGUUUAAUACUAUAAGACAAACACCAUUGAUUUUGUCAACACCAACAGAAGACUCCUCUCAAGGCAAGAAAUGUUUUUGAGUUAACUCUUUUUAAUUCAACUAGUCAGCUGUGCACAAGACCUUUCACUUUCCCGAUGACUGAGCCAUUUGUAGCCCAGCUGUGCAUUCUGCUUUGAACGAUCUUUGAGAAUGCUGUACACUGCCAGCAGGAUAAGGAUACACAUGCUUUUUCAACUGUAACGUGAGUGCUUUAAAUGUCAAGGUUUCCCAAUGUGAAUUUUUAUGUGGAUUUUGUCGCACAGGAGUAUGUUUCUUUGAAGAAUAAAAAUUAAAUUAUGAA
Molecule: messenger RNA, 6569 nt
Organism: Oncorhynchus gorbuscha (pink salmon)
Lineage: Eukaryota; Metazoa; Chordata; Actinopteri; Salmoniformes; Salmonidae
Gene: esr2a
Product: estrogen receptor 2a
Biological process (GO): estrogen receptor signaling pathway; cellular response to estradiol stimulus; regulation of DNA-templated transcription
Cellular component (GO): nucleus
Molecular function (GO): nuclear receptor activity; steroid binding; sequence-specific DNA binding
Source: RefSeq, a predicted model, not a curated record